UUCCAGUUCUCGUAGCCGGACACCACAGAUGAAGCCGAACUGUGAAGGAUUGGCUGCUGGAGCUCUGUUUUGGUUUUUGGAUUUACGUGUGUCUACUCGUCUGCUGGCGUUUUUUUUAAAAUAUAAUACAACGCUAAAUAAAACAAUCUAAUAUAACGAUAAAUAAAACCAUCUCUCCCUCCAUUAGACUAAUAUAGAAUUGGUAAAUGAUUUGCUACGGCUCCAAACACGAUGGUGUAUCAUUGUUGUGCAUAUAACUGUAAAAACACUGCGAGGAACAAGAGUCUCUCAUUCCACAAAUUCCCGCUGAAAGACCCCAACUUGCUGAAAAAGUGGCUUAACAAUUUAAGAUGGAAAGACUGGAAACCUGCUCCAAACAGUAAAAUCUGCUCCAUCCACUUUGAAAAGAAGUGUUUGAUUGAAGAUGGGAAGAGAGCAAGACUUCAUUCAUGGGCUGUGCCGACCCUCUUUUCCUUCCCAAAUCGAUAUCUAGAGAGAAAGGUUAAAAUCAAUCCUAGAAGCAAAAGAGCUUUGGGAAUUGUUGCUGACUCAAACUCAUCUGGUCAAGCAGCACCUGACGCGACAGCAGGAACUUCACAGAAGUCUAACUCAGAAAAACCUGAGGACAGAACUACAGAGAGUUUACAGCCGAACACAUCCAAAGGUAGUUCUAGCCAGAUGAGAACAAACCAAAAGAGCGUUUCCACACAGCAACCGACAGAACCGGAAAAAAGUCAACCGUGGACCAUCCUGGGUGAUGAAGCUCUCGACAGAAGCAUGACUAUACCCAGUUUCUUUCACAGUGGAUAUUGUUUGCCCGAUAACAUCCACUGGGCUGGAGAUGAUGAAUUAAAUAUUAUGCCGCAUGUGGCUUAUGGAGUUUUAGGACAAAUGAAGCCCCAUAUCAUCGAGGUUAAAGAGAGGUGGGAAUGGCUCGGGCUGGAUGUUAGAGGCCCGUUCUCUCCCACAGUAGACCAGCACACGCACAUCAUGACCCUGACUGACUACCAUUCCAAAUGGGUGGAAGCUUUCCCUCUGACUCAGAAUCUCAGUCAGGAUGUGGCCACGUGUCUCGCUGAAGUCAUCCAUCAGCAGGGAUACCCUCUCGGAAUUCUCUCCCGGCUUCCCAAGCGGAUCCUCAUGGAAGUUAACCGUGAGUUGAAGAAACGUCUGAGGUUGAAUUCAAGCGCUUUAGUCAUACAUCACCGGCAAACUGGUUACAUGGACUUGGUCACCGAAUCACUUCUUAAUGAGAUGCUGGAUGAGCUGGUGAAGAAGCACGGCAGCAUCUGGCAUAUCCUCCUCCCUGCUGCCACUCUGCGCCUCUGCUGCACCAAUCACCCCACGACCAAAGAGAAACCCUUCACCCGCAUGUGUGCCAGUGACCCGCCGUUCUCAUCCGCACCCAGAGAACUCCCUUACAGUGCCACUGAUGUUCGCUUGAGUUCUUUUGUCAUCCCAACCACUGAUGCCAACAAUCUAGGAGCUGUGUCAGACACUUAGGUGCACUCUCUGAAGAAUCAGAUUUUUUCCCAGUAAAAAAAAAACAUUUUGUCAUAUUUGCUUGACCUCAGCAUUUCACUUACACUUUGCAGUACUACAAAAUGUUUUUUUGUUUUUUUUUUUUUUUUUACCAAAAUAAGAUGAAAUAAGAGGGAGAGAGAAAAAAAUACCCCAUUCAAAAGUUUACAUACACUUGAAAUGUAAUACUGGAUGAGACAGAGUGUUUUUGUUUUUUUUGUCUUGAACAGUUAAACUGCCCGCUGUUCUUCUAUGAUUUUGAGAUCAAUCUUUUCACACUGAGGACAACUUUGGGUCUCAUACACAACUAUUACUAUUACAGAACAGUCAUUGAUGCUCCAGAAGGACACACGAUGCAUUAAGAGUGUAAACCUUUGAACAGAAUGAAGAAAGAAUGAAAUAGAAUAAAGUUGACAUUUUUCUCAUAUUGCCUAAAUAUCAUAUUUUUUGUUUAGUACUGCUCUUCAGAAGCUACAGAAGAUACUUGCAUGUUUCCCAGAAGACCAAAUAAGUAAAAUUUACCCUGAUCUUCAGAUUCUAAAAGUUUUCACCCCCCGGCUCUUAAGGCAUUGUGUUUUCUUCUGGAGCAUCAGUGAGCGUUUAAAUCUUCUGGAAUGGUUGCAUAUGAGUCCAUCAGUUGUCCUCGGUGUGAAAAGAUGGAUCUCAAAUUCAUACAGUCAUUGUUGGAAAGGUUUCAAAUAUGCAAAUGUUGCUAGAAAACCAACGAAUUUGUGGGACUGGAAGUAUUUUUCUGAAGAACAGUUUAACUGUUCAGGACAAACAAGGGACUCGGGAACAAGGGAACAACUAUCACUAAAGAAAGAAUACACAGCAUGUUGAUCAUUCAGGAAACAACACAAUAUUAAUAAUCUAAAUUUUGAAUGGGGUCAUUUUUAUAAAUAAACUAUUAUUUUCUCUUGUGGAAUAUAUACACGUCUUUUAUUCAGGUCAGUAAUAAAUAAAAAAUAACAUGCAUUUUGUAUGAUCCCUCUUAUUUAAAAAAAAAAAUAAUCUGCAAAAUGUAUGUAAAAUUUUGACCACAAUUGUACAUAGACUGUAAAUAGAGAAGCAAAUGUGCACUGUUGUUCCACUGUUGCCUUGUACAAAUAGAAAUUAAAUCAUUUUUAAAACCAUAAAAGAA
This is a messenger RNA of Carassius gibelio (silver crucian carp), 2662 nucleotides long. RefSeq lists its product as uncharacterized. Lineage: Eukaryota; Metazoa; Chordata; Actinopteri; Cypriniformes; Cyprinidae. Gene Ontology annotation, molecular function: sequence-specific DNA binding. The record is from RefSeq and is a predicted model, not a curated record. The coding region runs from base 232 to 1503 and encodes 423 amino acids. The transcript has 12 exons.